Molecule: messenger RNA, 2879 nt
Organism: Topomyia yanbarensis
Lineage: Eukaryota; Metazoa; Arthropoda; Insecta; Diptera; Culicidae
Exons: 3
Coding region: 392-2791 (799 amino acids)
Source: RefSeq, a predicted model, not a curated record
AGUCCUUGUUUCAGUACCUCGGACACCACGACGAUGGAUAGGUGCCUCUGACCGAGAGGCUCACCGCUUCUUUCACUUAUAACCGACCGUAGACCCUAGUUGUCCAAUAACGGUAGGAAGUGCGAAGCACAAGUUUCGACGGUUUUAAGCUAGUGUGAAAGAAACAAAAGUGCUCUUGUGGAUUGAAAUCUUUAACCGGAUGUUGUAGGCUGGCCCAACGCAAACGAAACAGACUGAUAAGACUGGUCAGUGUUUUUUAUGUACGAAGAAAUUGUACAAUUUGAUGCGAUAAACAGUGAGUGUAAUCGACAGCGGCAAGAAUUUAAUUAGAAACGUGUAACUGCGAGGAACACAACACACAAAAACAAACCAAAGACAACCGACAGAAAAAAUGGAACACUUGUCUAUCCUGACAGCCGGCUGGAGUUACAUUCCGGCCGGGCUGACGUUUGGCUACCUGCUGAUGCUUCCGAUCCCACCCGACAAUGCCACCUUCGCCAGUGUGUACCGAGAGACCAUGUACUGGCCGUACAUCGUAGCCAUCAUCACGCUGAUCAUCUCGGUGGCGCUAACUAACGGGCUUAAGCUCAACUAUCGCAAGUGUCAGUUCGUGCACCUGUACGUGCAGUUGGCGGCGAUGGUGUUCUAUCUGGGAGCCGGGUUGAUCUUCCUGCUGGUUACGGAUGUCAUCCCCGCGGUCUAUUUAGCCGCCUGUGGCCUUGGACUGACUCUCAUUCCGGGACUAAGCUACAUACACAUUCGUGCACCCGGUCGCUGGCGCUCACUCUACAUGGCACUGUGUUAUUUCUGGUUCCUGUCCGGAGUGGCAGCAAUGGCCACUAUUUUCCUGAUCGACCCUAGUGACUCAAAGCUUGAUCAGACGGUGCACACGAACGCUGCUAUCUGCCUGCUCUCUUCAGCUGCUUUUGUAAUUAUUCUGGUGGCAAUUAAUGAAAUGUUGCAGCGCGAGGGAAUCGUAGAAUACAAAAAGCCACUGGAUUUCGACACGGAUAUUGCUCAUGAAAGCGGAAAGCUGAUGGGAACUCGUACGGAGGGUAGAAAUUUGUACAACAACUUUAUCACCUCGUCGCCUGCGACGUUAACGAAUGGUGGGGCAGGACCCAAACAGUGGAAUUCGUCGACGGAGCAGAUCGUUCCGGUGGAUCAUUCGAGGGGAAAAAACUACCACAAGUUGUGGGUGUUUUAUAUGAUCUUUACCAAGCUGCAGGGCUUCAUCGCAUUUUAUUUUAUCUUUGUUGUUUUUGGUAUCGACUUCAGUAUCUUGACGUUCAGUAGCGCUAAUACCGGGUAUUCGAUUUUCUGGUUUAUGACUCUCGGUUCUUUGGUUGGAACCGUUUUCAUGACGAUUCUGUGUAGCAAAAUGGUCUUUCUGGUGGCAUCCAUUCUACACACAAUCGGUCUGAUUUUAGCCGUAUCUUUCUACUCUACUUCGGCAGGAACGAUUCAUAUGGGUGUGUCAAUGAUUGUGUUCUACACCUUUAUAGGAGCAUCGCUGGUAAUUCCAGCAAUCAAUAUCUUGGAGCUUUCUCCUUUAAACUUCAAUGAAACAUUCCUAGCGAUCGGAUCCAUUCUCGAGCUGAUAGGCAUCGCUUUGAUUCAAUACUUUGCCGUCACAGAGGGCGCCAUGCUCGGGAUGGUUCCAAACACGAACAAACUGGCAGAGAAUCACAAGGACGUGAUCGCAGCCCAUUUCAUUGCAAUGAUCGUACUCAGCGUGAUAUUGGCGGUCAUCGUCUUGUGGCACAUGCCGGAUACAUUCAAAAAAUCCCUAGCCGAGAUCCAUUCCGAUAUGGCUCGAAUGACGUCGUAUUUUGCGUUUACCAGAAUGAUGAACCCGAUCGUCGGUACUCAUCACCCAGUUACUCGAGCAUUCAGAGAGAGCAUUACAUCCGAACAACCGGAAGUUGACGAGAAGCAGCUUAGUACACGCAAUGGCCAUCUUGCUGUAGUUUCCCAGUACAACGAUCGUAGCGAUGAUAGUACGGGCAGAAGGAGUCCAUACAAUGAUUUUGUCGAACCAAGAUACAAUCGACGAGCUGUUCCCGAACGAGAUUUCUCCCCGGUAUCGGAUCGUGAUGAUCCUUACCAGCAGGAGCAACUUCGACGUCAACACGAACGAAAUUACAUCCUUUCCCGGCAGCAACAUAACAUGCAACGAGCACGAGAAUCCCCUGAAUCGCCCCAGCACAUUUACCGACCCGAUAGACGCGCCGAAAACCAAUACCAACAGCGUCCCUACAGUGUCCACGUGGACGACUACAAUCACGAACGUCCACGAAGCAGUAACAGUCAAACAAACCGCCAAGGUCCACCGUUGCUCGCUCGGCAGCAAUACUACGAACAGUACAGCCAAGAGCGUCCACAACCACCCCUCCCAAAGCCAUCGCCAAUUCGUCACUCACCGACUCCACCGCCGCCCGUCAGAGAAUCCAACCAACCAUUACCGAUGCUGAUUCACCGUUCACAACCAUCGCAGACCGUUAAGUCAGAACCCGGAUUCGUAUCUCGCCCCCGGCUACAAACGCAAAAAAGUGACGCUCCGGCUCCACCACCUCUACCACCGGCAGACUACCUCACCAAAUCACUACCACGCAUCAAACCCGACCGAGCAUCACGGGAAACCAUCCACCCGGUGCUGGUGCCGAAACCGGCCAAACAGCAGGAAGAGAUCGUCCCAGGUGUGGAGUACACCAGCAAUCUACGACCGUCGGAGUUUCUGCGGCAAAGCCGACAAUCGAUGUUCUUCCGGGAAUCAACGGCGCCGGAUUAAAGUUCGAAAGGUGUGCGAUUCUCGGCCCCAUCGGGGCCGAGCUAGGAUAAGGAUAUUGGUAAAUAAAUGUGGACUGUGUAGGAAUCGA